AUGGCCACUGUCAAGGAAGAAGUGCGCGAGGUGCUCCUCGGCUCCACCGAGGAGCCCCAGCUGUCGCAGCUCACGCGCGCCGCCUUUAUGAAGCACGCCCAAAAAGACGAGUCGGGCGAGUACUACCUCAACGAGGACCAAUUCAUCACGGCCGUUGCCCCCGAAGGCGAAGACUAUCACAAGAUCAAGCGAUAUCAGUAUGGCAUUCUCUUCCAGGUGGCCGACCGCGACCAGAAGGGCAAGGUCAACAUGCACGACUGGUCCGUCUUCCAGAACCUGCUUGCAAAGCCCGACGCCGAGUACGAGGUCGUGUUCCGCUUCUUUGACAGGCGGCGCACCGGUUACAUUGACUUUGACGAGUUCUACCAGACAUGGAAGGCACACAAGACAGAGGACAGCCUGCCCUUUGACUGGGAGGGCCAGUGGGCGACGCUGUACAUUGGCUCCAAGAAGCACAGGCACACGAUGACGUAUCCCCAGUUUGCCCAAUUGCUGCGUGGACUGCAGGGCGAGCGGGUGCGCCAGGGCUUCACUUACUUUGACCGCAACCAGGAUGGCUUCAUUGAGCCAGAAGACUUUCAACGCAUAAUACGCGAGACUGCAAGCCACAAGCUGUCCGACUACCUGCUCGAGAACCUGCCCACAUUAUGCAACAUUUCGGUGGGAAGCAAAAUCUCAUAUGCCAACGUGCGCGCUUUUCAGAACGUCAUUCAGCAGAUGGACAUGAUUGAGCUUAUUAUCCGCAACGCGGUGCAAAAGAGCCCCGACGGCAAGAUCACGCGCACCGACUUCCUCAAUGAGGCAGCUCGCAUAAGCCGCUUCAACCUGUACACGCCCAUGGAAGCAGACAUUCUGUUCCACUUUGCUGGCUUGGACGAAGCGUCUGGCCGGCUCGGUCUGCGAGACUUUGCUCGCGUGCUCGACCCGUCGUGGCACAAGAUUGGCUCUCUGGCCGGAGCAGCGGUUGCUGAUGCAGGACAAAAGGUGUUUGCGAGCACAAAGUCAAUAUGGCACGACGUGCUGGAAUCUGUGCACCACUUUGCGCUGGGAUCGCUAGCUGGUGCGUUUGGUGCGUUUAUGGUGUAUCCCAUUGAUCUGGUCAAGACGAGGAUGCAGAACCAGAGAAGCUCUGGUGUUGGUCAAGUGCUGUACAAGAACUCGCUCGACUGCGCCAAAAAGGUCAUCAAGAACGAGGGAUUCAAGGGCCUCUACUCGGGCGUGCUUCCCCAGCUUGUGGGUGUAGCGCCGGAGAAGGCCAUCAAGCUCACGGUCAACGAUCUGGUGCGAGGCAAGCUGACGGACAAGUCAACGGGGCAGAUCAAGUUUGCUUCUGAGAUGUUGGCGGGUGGCACUGCGGGUGCCUGCCAAGUGGUAUUUACCAACCCGCUGGAGAUUGUCAAGAUUCGGUUACAGGUUCAGGGCGAACUGUCCAAGAACGUCGAGGGUGUUCCGCGGCGGUCAGCCAUGUGGAUUGUGCGGAAUCUGGGUCUUGUGGGCCUGUACAAGGGCGCUAGCGCGUGUCUGUUGCGUGACGGUAGGUGUUUGUGUGGUGGUGUUGGGGUUGAGGUCGAGACCAUGGCUGACGAAAGUCAUUUGAAGAAGGACUUUUUCGGCGAGAGCCCACAAAAGUCGCUCGGGGUUGUGCAGAUGCUGACUGCGGGCGCGAUGGCGGGUAUGCCGGCAGCGUACUUUACCACGCCAUGCGACGUGAUCAAGACGAGGCUGCAGGUGGAGGCGCGCAAGGGCGAGGUUGCAUAUACUGGGCUGCGACACGCGGCAGUGACCAUCUGGAAGGAGGAAGGCUUCAAGGCGUUCUUCAAGGGCGGGCCGGCGCGCAUUAUGCGGUCGUCGCCGCAGUUUGGCUUUACGCUGGCCGGGUACGAGGUUCUGCAGCGAGCACUGCCGAUGCCGGGAUCAUCGCAGGCGGACGCGUCGAGCCUGGAGCCAUCAGUGGGUCUGGAAGAGGCAAAGGCACCGUUGCCGUACCUCCGCAGCCGCAAUGCACUCAAGGUGAUCCUGGACCUGGAUGAGAACUUUGGACGUCCCAAGCUGGCCAAGGAUGCAAAGUUUGCGGGGAUUCCCGGAUUUGGCAGGCGACCGGAGGCUUAG
This is a messenger RNA of Bipolaris maydis ATCC 48331, 2109 nucleotides long. RefSeq names its product mitochondrial carrier domain-containing protein. Gene Ontology annotation, molecular function: L-glutamate transmembrane transporter activity; L-aspartate transmembrane transporter activity; calcium ion binding. The record is from RefSeq and is a predicted model, not a curated record. NCBI's taxonomy places the organism in Eukaryota, Fungi, Ascomycota, Dothideomycetes, Pleosporales, Pleosporaceae. Gene Ontology annotation, biological process: malate-aspartate shuttle; aspartate transmembrane transport; L-glutamate transmembrane transport.